Messenger RNA from Salvelinus sp. IW2-2015, 1806 nucleotides. RefSeq lists its product as uncharacterized. The record is from RefSeq and is a predicted model, not a curated record. NCBI's taxonomy places the organism in Eukaryota, Metazoa, Chordata, Actinopteri, Salmoniformes, Salmonidae. Gene Ontology annotation, cellular component: mitochondrion.
GUUUACAGACACCAAAUCUCGCGACAAAUGAACUAGGAAUCCCAUGAUGCACUGCGCGAGCCCGAGGACACGCGGAUCCCCUCUAUCUCUGCUGUAAGGUCUUCUACUGACCGGACGGUCAUUCUAUGUACUUAUGGCUCAUACAACUACAGAAAACACUUUUGACUGGAUCAAACACCUUGAAUUUCAAUGUGCUGGAUUAAUGGUUGUCCUACUCUAGUUGGAGCCUCUGUGGUCAAACGUCUCAGGGAGGAGGAGAUGCAUCGUGUUCUGUCCCAGGGUGCAUUGCGGCAGAUGGCCUACGUGCRGUCCGUGGUCGUGGGCCUGUCGGUGUGUGAGGCUCGCCUGGCMGUGUCGGUGUGUAUUGUAGGCCGCCUGCCCACCGGGCCCGGCCAGCGUUGGGUCAGUACCUCAGCCUUUAACAGGGCAGUGGAACGGCCCAAGCUCCAACCGGAGGACCAGGACCCACCCRGYCUGGCUGGAACAGAGCCCGUCUACGGGGCAGACUCCUCCAAGCUGCCUGUGGAGGCCCUGCCGGAGGCCCCGCCGGAGGCCCCAGAGAUAGACCCUCUGCAGGACAAGUCCAUUGGUCUGGUCCAGAGAUUCAAGAAGACCUUUAAGCAGUACGGGAAGGUGAUGAUACCUGUCCAUCUCCUGACCUCCAGCGUCUGGUUCGGGACCUUCUACUACGCUGCUAUGCAGGGAGUGAAUGUGGUGCCUUUUCUGGAGUUUAUUGUUCCAGAGAAGAUUGUUGGUCUGCUGAAUCACUCUUCUGGUGGUACAUAACUCACUGCCUACGCCAUGUACAAGAUUGCAACACCUGCCAGAUACACAGUGACUCUGGUGGACCGUAAACACGGCUACUUCUCUACCCCGCCGCCUGUCAAAGACUACCUGCAGGACCGGAUGGAAGAGACCAGGGAGAAACUCACAGAGAAAAUGGAGGAGACUAAGGAACUGUUCUCUGAAAAAAUGGAGGAAACUAAAGAACUACUCUCGGGGAAAAUGGAAGAUACGAAAGAACGAUUGUCUGGUAUUUCCGAAAAGAUGGAGGAGACGAAAGAACGURUCUCUGGAAAGAUGGAGGAGACGAAAGAACGUUUCUCUGGAAAGAUGGAGGAGACGAAAGAACGUUUCUCUGGAAAGGUGGAGGAGACGAAAGAACGUCUCUCUGGAAAGAUGGAGGAGACGAAAGAACGUUUCUCUGGAAAGAUGGGGGAGACGAAAGAACGUUUCUCUGGAAAGAUGGGGGAGACUAAAGACAUGUUCUCUGAUAAACUACAGGAAACCAAAGACAAAGUGUCUUACCGAAAGAAGCUAGAUUAGUCUUGUUUACAAGUGGUUGUGAAUAAACACACGUUUGGUGUCUUCAAUGUGGUUGGGGUCAAAGACAGAAUUAAGGCACGUAUUAUGAACCUGUUGAGAGACGAAUGAGUCCAGACACUGUCCUUCUGCCAUCCUGACUGCCCCAGCUAGUACCAUUAUACCUGCUAUAAGGAGGAGGCAUUUCUCAGUUCUAUUAGAAUACACUGAGGAGCAUUUAUGAAUUCUGGGUAUGAAACAAACUUCCUGUUCAAUUCAACAUCGUCCAUCAAAGCCUCAUUGAGGCUGUAACUGCUUGUGUGUCUUUCAAUCACGUUUUCUAAUGUCUUUUUUUAUCCAAUACCCAAAGUUUAAUAUAUUGUGUAUUAUUUUUGUGUUCCUAAUGUCUAAUCAACUGAGAAUUGUGCCUAUAAUAGGAAGUGUGAUUAGAGAAGUCGGUUGAUUGGUUCCUUAAAGGGAUUCUUCUGGAUGUUGGCAAUGAGG